Molecule: messenger RNA, 1994 nt
Organism: Tilletiopsis washingtonensis
Lineage: Eukaryota; Fungi; Basidiomycota; Exobasidiomycetes; Entylomatales
Exons: 3
Coding region: 1-1896 (631 amino acids)
Source: RefSeq, a predicted model, not a curated record
AUGCCGCCGCCCGCACCCGCCGGCGAGCGCAGUGGCGCGCCCGACCAGCGCCGCAUCUCGGCCAACGCGCCGCACCUCGCCGCCCAGCGUGCCGUCGCCUCGUCCGACAAGACGGUGUGCAGCUGCGAGCGCUCCUCAAGCGUCGAGUCCCACGUCUGUGCGGCCUGCGAGAGCGCCUCGCGCCAGCCCGUGACGCCGUGUCGUCCGAGGGUGCAAGAGUCUCGCGGCGAGCAGAGCGCCCGCUCUGCUGCAGGCAGUGCUCCUCGCACCGUGCUCCGUCAAGCAUCGCGCAUGGAGCCCAUCGUCGAGGCUCACGAAUCCGCCAUCGCCGCCGCAGCCAAGGCCAAGAAGUCACCCGAGGCGCCGCCGCCGCGCGAGGCCGCCACGGGCACGCUGCACCGCUCGGCCUCGCGCACGCCACGCACCUCGCCCUUCCUCCUCUCAGACCCCGUGACCUCGCUCGAGCAUCUUCUACCUUCGUCACCGGCCCAGUCGCAGCCCCAGCGCAAGCCGCCGCCGCAGCGCGCCUCGAGCACGCGUCAACGCACCGCCAGCGUGCAGGCCCUGCCACCCGGCUCGGCACUGCGCGACGCCAGCAUCGGCUGCGGUGGCCCUGGCGUGCUGAAGCUCAGCGAGUCCGACUCGGCGCUACGCUCCUCGGCGCCUCGCCGUGGCAUUAGCCAAAGUCCUACUCGAGUGCACGGCCGCAUGCCGCCGCCGAAGCCGCUCAAGAUGAGUGCCGAGCCGCGCCGUGCGCUGCAGCCGCGCACCAACUCGGGCCCGCUCGUGUCGCACAAGCGUGUGCACUACGACGAUGCCAUCGUCGACGAUGAGCCCGAGCCGGCAGGCCCAAGCAAGAAGGCCAAGGUCGGCCUGGCGGCGCACGAGGACGUCUUCGGCCCGGCGCCGCCGCUUCGAGGCGCACGCGACCAGCAGGUCAUGCGUCGCAACGGCACGCCGCAGGGCAGCGGCAGCCGGCCCAACGUCCGUGUACCAAGUCUGGAGGUGCUGAGCGAGAUGCGUGCCAGCAGCUCGCAUGUCGCACAUCAGUCACAGCAGCAGCAGCCACAACAGCAACAGCCACAGCAGCAGCAGCCGCAAGAUCGUCAGCGCGCGCCUUCGCCGGCUGAGCAUCUGCCAGCGGCGCCGGUGAGCAAGACAUCGUCGAGCAUGAUCGUCGUCGACGACCUCUUCACGCCCAAAGUAGCGGCCAAGCUCAAGGCCGAUUACGGCGGCGACGCUCCUGCCGGCAGCAGUGCACCGCCUUCAGUCCCGCAGGACAAGCCUCAGCAGCCGGCUCCGGCUGUCGCUUCGUCAAGUCUCCCAGCGGCUUUUGAGUCUAGCGAGGACGUGAAGGCUGCGAAGCCUCCGACGUCACUCGCCGAGGACCGCAAGCGUGAGCUGCGUCCGGCCGCAAAGUCGCUGUCGCCCGACCCUGGGCUGUAUGCGCCGCCGUCCGAGACCGCGGUGCUGCGCCGCGUCAUGUCGCACGGCGUGCCGCCGCCGGCGCCGCCGCCAGCAGAGUCUGAACCGGAGCCGUCUGAUCUUCUGCAAGAGCCGUCGCGCUCGCCGUCGCCGGAUCCUGACGAGCCGGGACUGACGGCAGCGCAACGUCGCGAGAUUGCGCGGCUCAGCGCAUGCUACGACGCGACGAGAGAGUCGGCACGGGACGUGCUGUACGACUACAUCGUGUGUCUCUCGUCGAACCUGCCGGGCAUGCCUUCGGCCGUGCGAGUGCUGCCGACGGAGGAAGCCACGCACGCGGCACGUGUUUCUGCCUUCUUCCUCGGCGGCCUUCAGGCGGUCCAGACGCUCCAUGACUGCCUCCGAGCGCUGGCUGCGGGCAACCUGUGCCUCGACGAUGUCGAAGACCUUCGCUUUGCGGUCGACGUCUGAGCAUCCGCGGUGCCUAGCCGCGCAUUGCCCUCCAGCCACCUCGUCCAUCCAGCCUGUAGCAUACCUGUACCCGUCCUUUCGCGCCGGACCUGCUCCAC